Molecule: messenger RNA, 1257 nt
Organism: Carassius carassius (crucian carp)
Lineage: Eukaryota; Metazoa; Chordata; Actinopteri; Cypriniformes; Cyprinidae
Gene: dynlt5
Product: dynein light chain Tctex-type family member 5
Exons: 5
Coding region: 123-656 (177 amino acids)
Biological process (GO): microtubule-based movement
Cellular component (GO): cytoplasm; cytoplasmic dynein complex
Molecular function (GO): dynein intermediate chain binding
Source: RefSeq, a predicted model, not a curated record
CAAGGCAACGUUUGGAAACAAGCCGGUCGCGGUGCCGAGCAUUUCCGGUUUGUGGAGGAGAUAAACAUCAGAGCGUUUUUCGUAGAACAUCAGAUACAAUUCAGUCGAUUUUCCGUAAUAAAAUGACAGAUUUAGCGAAAGAGAAAGCAGCACGUCUGCUGAAGAAGCGUGGAAGUUUGUCUUCUCUGGGCAGUCAUGAAGUCAGAGCUAAAGAAGCCUUUGCCAGAACUAAGGACUCUAUCAGCACAGUGUCCUACAUGGAAGAGCCUGGACAUCAUGAUGAUAUUCCACGGCCUGCGGUGCAAAUGGAGAACACCUAUCAGCUCAGCCCCGCACAACGUUUCCCAGUGUUAAUGGUGAAGGACAUUCUAAAGGAUGUGUUGACCAGCUACUUGCAAGAGGAGAAAUAUGAACCAGAGCUGUGCAGACAGAUGACCAAAACCAUCUCUGAGGUGGUCAAGGCCAGAGUUAAAGAUUUGAUGAUUCCUCGCUAUAAGAUCAUCGUCAUCAUCAGCAUUGGUCAGAUCAGAGACCAGAACAUGCGCAUGGGGAGUCGAUGCCUUUGGGAUGAGACACACGAUAAUUUCUCCUCACAUACUUUCAAAAACAGCUCUCUGUUCGCCACCGCUACUGUUUAUGGUGUUUAUUUUGAAUGAGUGUGUAAGAAUAUCAGCCGAGUUUUAGUGACGAGUGAUUUUAGCCAACCAGUGGCAUCUACACUACAAAUGCACUCUGAGCUUUCUCAAGUCAGUUUACUGGCCUUUAUAAUGAUUUAUUAAGGUUACAAAUAGAGGUUGAGUAUGUAUGAGGCUCUUCUGUUGCCUCAAUGGCUCUCAUAACGACGAUAAGUUAUCAUGAAACUCUUAAAGCAAACAUAGGAACAGACUGCUGACUGUGUAUUAUAUAUAUAUAACCAAAUAAUAUAUAGUCAGAUAUUUCUAUUUCAAGCUGGUUUUGCACUCAUGUUAAUUCUACAUUCUUGCUGAUGAUGAGAUUUGUGACAGCUUCAAAUGAAAUGUUGGCCAGAAGUGGAAUAUUUGCCUAUAUUAAUGUCUACUAUUUAAUGUUUAUAUUAUGGAAGGACAUUUUGGACACAAUUUAAAUACCAUUGUCUUUAAGAAAACGUUUUACCUCAUAUAAACAAUUGAAAAUAUGAAUCUCUUCCCAUACACUGAGUUGAAAUGAUUUCAUUUUAAUACCUCAUUGUGUGUGAUACCUCAUUGUAAGUCAAUAAAUCUGAAUGUCUGUUGACAAUAA